Dendrobium catenatum is the source of this 4365-nucleotide messenger RNA. RefSeq lists its product as uncharacterized. The coding region runs from base 1 to 4365 and encodes 1454 amino acids. Gene Ontology annotation, molecular function: catalytic activity. Lineage: Eukaryota; Viridiplantae; Streptophyta; Magnoliopsida; Asparagales; Orchidaceae. The transcript is spliced from 4 exons. The record is from RefSeq and is a predicted model, not a curated record.
AUGACCAGCUUCCCCCUCCUGGCUUCCUGGAACACCCGUGGAUUCAAUAGCCCCGACAAAGUUUUAUGUUGUAAAAACUUAGUCAAAACCUUUGACCUUGACUUGCUCUUCUUACUGGAAACAAGAAUCUCUCUGACUUCUCUCUGCGACCCCUGGUUUAUUUCUUCUCACACUGUUUUCUCUGCUGAAGGCUCUUAUGAUAAUUUCGAUUAUGCCUCCCCUGGUCGCAUAUGGAUUAAGUGGAACUCUUCAUCUGUGAGUUUCAAACCUGUUUUUACUUCUAGCCAAUUAAUUCAUGGAUUGGUUUUUUCUGGCACUACGGAAACCUACUGUGUUUCUGUCGUUUAUGCGUCUAAUGAUUUGGAGGAAAGGCUUAAGUUAUGGAAGGACCUUGCUGAUAUUGCCAUUGGUAUUACUUCCCCCUGGAUUAUCCUAGGGGACUUUAACUGUUGCAGAUCACCUAAUGAGAAGGCCGGUGGUUCCUUACUUACUAGUAGCAAAGUGGCUGAUUUCAACAAUUUGAUAUUCAAUAUUGCUGUUCAUGAUCUGUCUUCCAUUGGUCAUUAUUUUACUUGGUAUAACCAAAGGACCGAUAACCCAAUUCACAUUAAAUUAGAUAGGAUGUUGGUUAACGACUGUUGGCUUGGAAAUUUUCCUUCAUCCUUCUAUCUUGUGGACAACCCUCAGAUUUCUGAUCAUUCGCCUAUCAUUUUACAAAUGGAUCAAAGCAAAUGCAAGAAUCAUAGAUUUCUUUUUAAGAAUUAUUGGCUGGCUAACUUUGUGUUUUGGGAUUCUCUUAUUCAGGUCUUCUCUCAAAGAUUUCACAGCAGUCCUAUUCAUGCUUUUCUCCAGAAGCUUAAGACACUAAAGAUUAGUCUGAAAUCCAAGAAUUGGGUCACUUCCAACUCCCUCCAAAUUGAUAUUUCUGAUCUUACAUUCUUGCAAAACAAUCUUUUAUGUCAAAUUCAGGCUAAUCCUCUCGAUUCUGAUCUCAAUCUGGCUCUUAAAGAUAUUAACCACAAGCUUGCGGUUAAAAACUCACUAAAAACAAGCUCUUAUGAUAAUUUUGAUUAUGCCUCCCCCGGUCGCAUAUGGAUUAAGUGGAACUCUUCUUCUGUGAGUUUCAAACCCGCUUUUACUUCAAGCCAAUUAAUUCAUGGAUCGGUUUUUUCUGGCACUACGGAAGCUUAUUGUGUUUUUGUCGUUUAUGCUUCUAAUGCUUUGGAGGAAAGGCUUAUGUUAUGGAAAGACCUUGCUGAUAUUGCCAUUGGUAUUACUUCCCCCUGGAUUAUCCUAGGGGACUUUAACUGCUGCAGAUCCUCUAAUGAGAAGGCCGGUGGUUCUCUACUUUCUAACAGCAAAGUGGCUGAUUUCAACAAUUUGAUAUUUAAUAUUGAUGUUCAUGAUCUGUCUUCCAUUGGGCAUUAUUUUACUUGGUAUAACCAAAGGACCGAUAACCCAAUCCACAUUAAAUUAGAUAGGAUGUUGGUCUUCUCUCAAAGAUUUCAUAGCAGUCUCAUUCAUGCUUUUCUCCAGAAGCUUAAGACUCUUAAGAUUAGUUUGAAAUCCAAGAAUUGGGUCACUUCCAACUCCCUUCAAAUUGAUAUUUCUGAUCUUACAUUCUUGCAAAACAAUCUUUUAUGUCAAAUCCAGGCUAAUCCACUCGAUUCUGAUCUCAAUCUGGCUCUUAAAGAUAUUAACCACAAGCUUGCGGUUAAAAACUCUGAUUGGUCGUCCUGGAUUAUUCAAAGGGCUAAAGCUAAGUGGCUUUCGAAUGGGGAGGAUGAUUUGAAGUUUUUAUAUUCCAGGAUUAAUGUCAGACAUAAUUCAAAUCAAAUCAAAUGCAUUUCUACGGUUGAGGGGACUUUUUCUAAUCCAGUUGACAUUAAUAGGGCCAUUAAUGUCAAUCAUUUUCAAAAGGUUUUUAAUUCGGCUGCUCCUAUUACUCAUUCUAGCAGGGCUCCUCCAACUCAUUACUUGCUCCCUUCUAGCUCCAUUCCCGGCUUGGUUGCUCCUGUCUCUGUGGAAGAAAUUAAGAAUGUUAUCUUCUCCUCCCUUACCUGCUCGGCUCCCGGCCCUGAUGGUUACACAUUUGAAUUUUUCAAAACCACUUGGAAUACUAUUGGAAGCCAACUUACUGAUGCUGUGAUGUCUUUCUUCUUGACUGGUACUAUGCCUAAGCAUGCUAAAGCUACGACUAUAGCUCUCAUACCCAAAAGGCCUCAUGCUCAAGACAUUGCAGAUUACCGGCCUAUCUCCCUAUGCAACACUUUUUAUAAGAUUAUAGCCAAGAUUCUUGCCAAUCGUUUGAAAGAUGUUAUGCCUUUUAUUAUACAUCCAAGCCAAUUAGGUUUCAUUAAGGAUAGAGUUAUUUAUGAUAAUAUCCUUUUAGCGGACGAGCUUCUCAAAGAAUUCAAUUCCAGUCACAAAGAUCAAUUUUUCUGUGCUAAAUUUGAUAUUCACAAGGCAUUCGACACGGUUUCUAGAAAAUUCCUGAUUGAUCGUUUGCUUGCCAAGGGAUUCCCUGAAAUCUUUGUUUCCUGGAUCCAUAGCUAUAUCUCUGACGUUUACUUUUCAGUUUCCAUUAAUGGGGGGCUUAAAGGAUACUUUUCUUCCUCUUCGGGCCUGAGGCAAGGUUGCCCGUUAUCCCCUUAUCUGUUUUGUAUUGCUAUGGACUGCUUAUCCUCUCUUUUUGAAGAGGCCACCAACAAUAACUCUCUCUUGGGUCUGAAAGCUGGCAGCACCUAUUUCUCACAUCUCUUAUACGCGGAUGACCUAUUAGUUUCUUCUAAAGCUACUCGGGAGAAUGCUCAGCAAUUGAACUGCAUCCUUGAUGACUUCUUUAAUCUCUCGGGUUUAAUGGUCAAUAGCAGCAAAAGCAAAAUUGUUUUUUCUAAGAACUCUACUCAGGAGCAGGCUAUUAGUAAUACCUUGAAUAUCCCCAUAUCCUCCAGUCCUAUUAAAUAUUUGGGCAUUCCUAUUUUCCAUAGGAAACUGAAAAUUGUUGACUUUCAGCCCCUUAUGCAUAAGAUCACGGCAUCCUUGGAAGGCUGGAAAGCGAGAUCCCUCUCUAUGGCCGGUAGACUGCAAUACCUUAAACACACCAUUAACAGCAUCUUGCUGUACUGGGUCCGUGGGACUCUGCUUCCCAAAACCUGUAUCAAGAAGAUUAAAAGCCUCUGCUCUAGAUUUCUUUUUUAUGGGGAGAUUCAAAAACGUAAAAUGCACCUCAUCUCUUGGAAGUAUACCUACAAACCUAAGAUUUAUGGGGGGUUGGGCACCCCUUCUAUUGAAGCUUUAUAUUAUGCUUGUGGCUGCAAAGUUAUAUGGAGGUUUUAUAGCUCUAAAAGUUAUCUUUUCUGUUGGUGGAAAGAAAAAUAUGGAUCCAUUUGGAAUACUCAGAUUACUAAAUGCUCUGUUUAUUGGAAAAACUUAUGUGAUGUGACUAAGAGCCUUUUGCAUUCUUUGAACUUCAAAAUUAUUCCUUCUAGUAAUCUUUCUUUUUACUGGGAUCCUUGGUGCCUUGGUUUAUCGGUGGCUGAUCGUCUGAAGCAGAAUCAGCUUGAUUUUUUUAUUUCCAAAGCUAAUGUGCCUGUUUGUAAUCACAUAUCUAACGGUACCUGGACUCUCCCUGCUUCUUUGCCUGCCCAUAUUGCUGAUUUGAUUCGGUCCGUCCCCUUUUCUGCUGGGCAGGAAGAUUGUUGUUGGAUUGCACCUUCUAAACCUUCUUUCAAAAAAUUUAUUCAUGACUUCUAUGAGGAUGUGGAGAAGGUUAAUUGGCAUAAUUUUGUUUGGCAUAAACACAGCUCCCUUCGGUUUGCUGUUUACUCCUGGACUGCUUUUAGGGAUGGCCUCAAAACUGCCUCUGUUCUCGCCGCUAGGGGCAUCCCGGUUUGCCCCCUCUGCGUUUUUUGCAAAACCAAUAUAGAGACUCAGAACCAUCUGUUCUUUGAAUGUGAUUUCUCAUUUAAUAUCCUGCUGAGGUUCUUUCCCAGAAUGCAAUCCACGCUGUUUAGGCCUAAUUUAUGGCAAACCUUUAAUGAUAUUGAGGUUGAGGAAACUGUUAGCAACAGGAAGAAUUACUCUUUUUUAACUCUGUCUGCUAUUGUUUACUUCAUAUGGAGAUCCAGAAACGACAGAUUAUUUGGAAACUGUUUGGAAAGCAUUAAUGUCAUUUCCUCUAAGAUUAAGCGGGCGGUUUACCUCAAGAGAUCUCCGAGCAAAUCUGCGACUGGGAAGUCGAAAGGCAAAGCGCGGGAAACUGGCAAGAUGGGAUCGGAGGGAUCAUCGGAAGGCCGUUGGGAGGUCAAGCCGAAGAGCUUGGAUCUGAAAAUGGCAAUGCCGAUUGCUAAGGGUGGCGUAUAG